Sciurus carolinensis (gray squirrel) is the source of this 8391-nucleotide messenger RNA. RefSeq names its product zinc finger protein 519-like. Gene Ontology annotation, biological process: negative regulation of transcription by RNA polymerase II. Bases 480 to 2279 code for a protein of 599 amino acids. The transcript has 3 exons. The record is from RefSeq and is a predicted model, not a curated record. Lineage: Eukaryota; Metazoa; Chordata; Mammalia; Rodentia; Sciuridae. Gene Ontology annotation, molecular function: DNA-binding transcription repressor activity, RNA polymerase II-specific.
GGGAAGUUAAAGGACAUGCUAAUCGUCGCUGUAUCCUCUCCAUUCGUGAGUACUACGCAGACGUGAACAAUCCCCGCGCUGGGAUCGCCUGACAGUGCUCUCCGGGCGGUGCUCCAUCACCCCCCGGAGGAAGCGCCGCCUUAGGUCAGCGGUAGGAGGCUCUCCUGUCCACUCGCAGACCUCAAGGCAGAGAGUAAAAGCUGCAGCCGAGAGCCUGCCAUUCCGGGCUCGCCGACCCCGGGCUGGAGGUCAUCUGCCGUCACUCAGGGAGGAGGCUUGCGGGCUCAGACUCGGGGCGGGUCCGAGGCCCCGCGCCACCCGCGCCCUCGGUGCGCACGUCCAAUCCUGGGCUCCGGGCGAGGGGCGGGCCCGGGCCCUUCCCUUCCCGCCGCCAUUCCUGCGCCCGACUCGGGCUUCUCUCGGCCCCGCAGUCCGCGCUGCUCCGCCUGCAGGUGCCAACGGCCCCCGGGAGCCAGGAGAUGGAGCCGUUGACAUUCAGGGACGUGGCCAUCGAUUUCUCUGAAGAGGAGUGGGAAUGCCUGGAGCCAGCUCAGAGGAGUCUAUACCGAGAAGUGAUGUUGGAGACCUACAGAAACCUGGUCUUCCUGGCCAUGACCUCUCAUCAUGCCCAGGAAAUUUCACCAGAGCCUGGCAUAGAGGAUUUAUUUAACAAAGCGAUAAAGAAAAGAUAUGGAAAUUGUGACCUUGUCCAUUUACAACAGAAGAAAAUAUGGAACAGUCUAGGUGAGAGUGAAGGUCAGAAAUCAUAUUAUAAUGGACAAGACAAAUUAGUAGUAACUGUCCAUAAUGAAAACUUUACUGUCAACAGACCUCAAGAACAUUUCAUAUCUCAGAAAAGUAUUCAAUUUAUAAAUGAAGAACAAGUUUCUCAAAGUGAUCAUUUUGAAAGUUUCUUUACAAACUGUCCAUUAUUCUGCAAUGAACAAAGAAUUCCUUCCUGUGCCCAAAUGUACACUUUCAAUGAUUGUGGGAAAGCCCCUGUGUACUCGUUACUGCUUAAUCAAAAUUCAGAUGGAGAUUUCUGGGAAGCAUGCAGCACAUGCAAUGAAGCAAGCAACACCUUCAGCCAGGUCUCUGCCCCAAGCAAUUACCAGUGCACUUAUGUUGGAGGAAAAGAGUAUGAAUGUAGCAAGACACAGAACUUCAGCUUUGGUUGCAAUACGAGAAAACACGAGUGUGCUCACUGUGCCCAGAACCUUUACCAUGACAACAGGUGUGGGAAAGUCCCUCCUCAGUGCUCAGAGCUCAUUGCCCCUCCAGGUACUCAGAGCCAAGAGAAGCCUUGCACAUGUGAGGAAUGUGAGAGAGCUUCCCAUCCAACUGCAAGUCCUCCUGGACACAGGGGAGCUCAGCCUGCAAGGGAGCCACGCAAAGUGAAGGAGCGUGUCCAAGCAUGGAGUUCUGCACCCCUUUCUAAACAGGACGGGUACCACAGUAGUGAUCAACUCGACAAGUUUAAAGAAUGUGGCAAAACUUUGAAUCAAGGACCACCCCCUGUUAAGCAGCACAGAAUUCACACUGCAGAGAAACCCUACAAAUGUGAACAAUGUCGCAAAUCCUUUAAGACUUACUCAAACCUUUCUAAACACCUGAGAUGGCAUAGCAGUGGGGAAACCUACAAAUGUAAAGAAUGUGACAAAAUUUUUAAGAAUUUUUCAAGCCUUACUCAACAUCAAAGAAUUCAUACAGGAGAGAAGCCCCACAAAUGUGAAGAAUGUGGCAAAGGUCUUAAUCGAAGAGCAUACCUUACUCAACACCAGAGAAUUCACACUGGAGAGAAACCCUACAAAUGUAAAGAAUGUGGGAAAGGUUUUAAUCAAAGCUCAAAUCUUACCAAACACCAAAGAAUUCAUACUGGAGAGAAGCCCUACAAAUGUGAAGAAUGUGGGAAAGGUUUCAAUCGAAAAUCACACCUUACUCAACACCAGAGACUUCAUACAGGAGAGAAGCCCUACAAAUGUGAAGAAUGUGGGAAAGGCUUUACUCAAGGAGGAUACCUUACUGAACACCAGAGAAUUCACACAGGAGAGAAGCCCUACAAGUGUGAAGAAUGUGGGAAAGGUUUUACUCGAAGAGCACACCUUACUCGACACCAGAGAAUUCACACCAGAGAGAAGGAAAGUCCUGAUGAGAGCAUCCCGGAACACCUGCUGUCUUUACUGAACAUGCUACGAGGACCCAGAGCACUGGAUUGCAAUGAGUUUCCCCAGCAACUAACCACACACUCAACCACCUUCCAAUGGUGUGCAGCUUCGUAGGGCUGCUGACUUGGAGUGAAGGGAUCUACCUACCUUCCUUCCUUCCUUCCUUCCUUCUUCCCUUCCUCCCUCCCUCCUCCUCCCUCCCCCUUCCUCCCUCCCUCUCUCCCUCCCUCCCUUCCCCCUCCCCCUUCCUCCCUCCCUCCGUCCCUCCCUUCCUCCCCCAUCCCUCCCUCCCUUCCUCCCCCAUCCCUCCCUCCCUUCCUUCCCUUUCUUUCUUUCUUUCUUGUCCAUCUAAGUUUAUUUCUGUCAGCCUUUCUAUUAGUCUUUUCCUUUUUUCACUUUUUCCCUCCCUCCUAUCCCUUUCCUCUUCCAAUGUCUCUAUAUUUUUAUUUUCUUAAUAAAUUUCAGUCCUCUUUCGAUGACAGUAACAAUCAUGCAUCUCCCUCACCAUCCUUCUAUAAGAUUCCAUAUGCCUUUGAAGACUAUGUUCCUGUCACCUCCCUGCUCAAUCAUCAUCCACAACAAGUUGACACACCAGGUCAAGAGUUCACCUCUGUCUACUGCUUCCCUCUUGAAGUAGGAAUAAUGGCUGACUUCAAGAGGCUGCUAAAUAUUUCCUAUUUGUGCUUAGUUAUGUGGUUAGACCCAAUCCCACACUCUGGAUUAAACAGGGUAAAAACUGGAAUUUUCUACUGCACAAGGAUUCUCUUUUAUUUUUCAGCAGCUUCUUUGCUACCUGAGUAAAUUUCUGCAGCUAUGCCUUCCUUGCAUCCAGGAAAAGCUGAGCAACAGUGUGACAUAAUGCACCCCCCAACUGAGACUUGGAAGACUUCAUCAACACAGGAAAAAAAAAAUGAACAUGUAAACUUCAUCCACCAGGAAGAGAACAGUCUUAGCUUAUUUUCCUAGUUCUUAUCUGUAGUAAAGAUCCUAGUUACUUGCCAAAGAAAAUCAUUCUUUUGGCCUUAAGCCCUGCAGGAUAAUUUCCUUUAGGACAAGGUUCUGCCAUUCCCUGACAGGCCUCCAAUAGGACACAGAGCCAUCCCAAAUCCAGCAUUGAAACUGGAUAAUUGGAAUGUGGAUAGUGGUUCUCUCUGAGUCAAUAAAAUCACAUGAAGAAGGCUGGGGAUGUAGCUCAGGUAUAGAGUGCCUAUGGAUUUAAGGCCUAGCUUUAUAAAACAAACAAAAACCUUCCUCUGGACUAAAAGGAGGAAAAGAAGAAGAAGAAGAAGACAGGACAAUACAUUGUAGGACUUGACAUACACCUCAAGACAUAAAAUAGUGUGAUACUAAUCUGGCACUGAACUAAACACCAUGAAAGGUGAACUUGACCCUGUGUGGGUAGAAAUAAGAUUCCCUGCCAGGUCCAACUCCCUGGCUUCUGCAAAGGGCUCAGGAGCUUUCUGUCCCCACUGAAUUUGCAGCCUCUGCAAAGGGGUCUAUAGUAGACCCCAAAAGGCGCUCAGGAGGGAAGACAAACAUCCUUGCCACUUGGGCUUGUGUCCCUGGAACUGGGUGGACAGCACUGUUUGCACCCCAAAGGAGAUGGGAUGCCUGGCCUUGAUCACUCCGCCCCUCGCUGAGCCUGACUGCAGAGCAGCCCCAGCUGCUGAAGAGCCCUGACGGCCCUGCAGAAGGCCUGUGGACCGUGGGGAGCUGAGUGGAGUGGAGCCUUCUCUGCAGGCAGCAGCUCCCACCGUGCAUGAACUGGACGGGUGCAGCCCAGACACCUCCCAGCAAAGUGGGGGCACAUUUGGGACAAAGGAGUGCUUUGUGCCCUAGUUGCUUAUCCCAUGGGCUCCAAAAGCUCCAAGUCUGGUGCAGCAUGCCCUUGGAAAGCAGCAGACACUGUGAAUGUAUGUGGGCAACAGUGCCCGGUACUCGGGCCAUUGGACUGCCACUGCUCUACAGCCCUCCAUGGACACCUUGGGGCGUGAUGCUGGGAUGGGGCAGAGCAGCCAAUGGGCUGUUCCAUGCCAUAUGUGCUGGAAGUAGUGGGGGUCCUGGGCACCCCAGGGGACUAGAGAAACACUCGUGGACUAAUCAGCUAUGUUGGCAGGGCAAGAAUUUUGCUUCCACACAGAUUUUUUUUUUUUUUUUUUUUUUUUUUUUUGAAAAAUGUCCACUGCUUUUACGUUUUCUCUUUGGCAGGAAAAAGGUAAUUUAAAAGGAACACUAGAUUUGUUUGACAGGAGCUGGACAAUCUCUGACUUAAUUUUCGGGAGACUCAGAGGCAGGUCACCUUCCCCUGGAUCCUUCAGUGCAAUAGGCUGCUGAAAGUAGCCUCCCUGCCUACCUAUCCGCUCCUCCAAGGCUUAGCCACUCCUUGGGGACUACAGUGGACGCUAGAGCUAGAGGGUCAUUCAAGUGGAUCAAUCAAGUGGCUCCACUGUGGUGACCUGACCACAGACAGCAGUAGAGGCCCAUUGACAUCCUUUUUAAUCAUGAGGGAGGAUUGCUAAAUUCAAGGUGGCCAAGCGGAAGACACCCUCCGGAAGCUCCAUUAUGGAGAGGUAGGAUGCUGUUACUACGCCGGAGCAGGGCCGAGAGCCAGCACUGGAAGACAGGGCAGUGGGGAUCUCUGGCCGAAUUCCCGGUGAGGACCAGCGCACGCUCUGGGGACAUGACCGCCUGGCGGUGCUUGGCACGCGCUCCACCAGCGAGCUGCACCGGCCCAGUGACCAUGCGGUCCAGGCAAGAACUCCUCCCUCUCCUGACCGCGCCGUCCGUGAAGCGCACAGGAAACACAUGCAUCUGGACUUGCGAGGUAGAACCGCGACCCCAGGAGACCAGCAAACAGAUUGCGCGUCCUUCCUCAGCCACUGGACACAGCGGGACCUACGCUCAGACCGCGGCGCCAGGGCAAGAAGGGACGGCAGGAAGGAGGCCUCUGUGCUGCAGCAAAGCCUGCCGAGGGGCCUGCGCAGCUCUGGCUCUAGGGGUCCUGCAGAGACCCCAGGAAGACGGGAGAAUGGGGACACGGGGGGAAGUGCGGCCGCAGAAGCCCGCUGCUGGGUGGCAGCAGGGUCGCAUGAUCCCGGAGCGCGGGUGCGGACUGCAGCAGGAACAGAGGCACCCCGAGGGUGGGGACCAGCGCAGCCCUGGGACCCAGAGGGCGCUGGAGCAGCCGCGUCCAGGACAGCCCCACAGCGCAGCCAGGCCGGGUCGGGACAGCAAGGGCUGGGAGCGGCUCGGAGGUGGGCGCCGCUGGAGGGGUGCGGGAAGAAGGUCAGCCGCUCUCCUGCCAGUUGGCAAGUCCGCGAAAGACAGUGACCAGCAGCAAGACAGCUGUCCGGAGAGGGCAGCGUGUGAGCACUGUACUGUGUGAGACGCUGGUAGGAAAUGAGGUCACUCUGUGGCUGCCUCUGGGGAGGCGGGGAGGGGAGAGCAGAGGACAGGAGAGCAGCAGGUCAGCGGUUUCAGUAUAGACUUCAGCCACUGCUAGACUUGGAAACCAGGUGCAUAUAGAACUUUAAAAACAAAAACUCUAAAUAAUGUAAACAUCACUUUUAUGAUUUAUGAGAUAAUAUUAAGUAAUACAUGGUUAAGAUCACCAUGAUUUCUUGGCUACUUCCUUGUGAAGUUUGUUUCAUUUAACCAUUCCACAUCCUUCUCAUAAAUUCCUAAAAUGCAAGACUGUGCUCUACCUUGAAUGUACUUUAUUCCUAAUAUUAUAACAUUAAAUAUAGUGCUAAGAAAUUUGUUUAAUAUCACACUUGGAGAAGCAUGCACAAUUAAAGUGCUUGUUGUCCUCACAGGUCCUAGCAGAGGGAGGCACAGCAUGCCCAGACGGCCACACACAGUCACCGGAAAGAGCCUAGCCAAGGCAGGGGCAGGGGCAGGACAGGGGCCAGUGGGCCUUCACAGAGGGUCAUGGGUGGGGAACUUGUGGGAGGUGUUCUCGCUGGGUGAUAUUUUUAAAUUUUUUUGGUUCUGGGGAUUGAACCAGGGGUGCUCUACCACUGAGCUACGUCCCCAGCCAUUUUCAUUUUAUAUUUUGAGUCAGGGCCCAGCUGUCUUAACCCACAAGCUUUAUUCUCUCCCUAGUAACCUUGCACUCAGUGGGGACCCUGAGGAAGGCUGGUUUGGGCUUCCCUGAAAUCUGAUUGUUGGGGGCUCCAGUGACCUGGACUCCAGGGCUCUCACCCAGGGGGUGUGCGAUUCCCCAGACACUUUCUCCCUGGACAGGGCUGGUGCCUACCAGAUGUGAGGCUGCCAGGUGCCUUCAUGGACAUAUCUGUGCUCAUGACAGCCAGCUGGCACUCAUGGGGCAGGAGCAAGGCUCAGAGUCAAACUGCGCCAAUCUUGGGUCUGGGCCUGCUCGGGGAUGUGUUCCCAGGUCUGGUGCCUCCCAGGCAUGGUCCUGUGUCCCCACAGCAGCCUCUUGACAGCAUGGAGCCACUUCCCGGUGCUGAUCCCGUCUCACAGAACAAGGAGGGAGCAAGGCCCCUCCCUGCACACCUGUGACCGCUGAAGCAGGUCUUGCACCACAGACACAAGAGGAGACUCCUCAAGGUCUGCUGCCUCUGGUUCCCAGGAAUGAGCCAGCUGGUCAUCUUGAGGGCAGAAGAUGCUGCAGGAUCAGGGUGCCACAGUUCCAGGGUCCCUUGUGGAGGAGGACUUUCUGCCUGGGAAUCCGCAGUGGCCAUUCCAGUACGGCCUAAAGAGCACCUGCUUGAUUUCCAAUUCUGUGAAGAAAUGUUCACCUGUUCCUCUCCAGUGCUUCUGAGGUCUUGGGUGGCUUCUUUGACAGUCCAACCCAGAAGUUCCUGGCAGUCCACUGUCCUCAUGCCUGCAGGACACUUCUGAGCUCUUUGACUGUUCGGAAUCUGUUGCAGUACAGGUAAGGCCGACCUCUGGAAGGGUCAGAGGGCACUAGAAUGAACCUCUUGUUUCUGGAAUGGCCUUCACUUUAAGUCCCCGUCACACCAGAGAGCUCGCCAGACAAUUUCACUCUCCGACUUGAGUCAGACCCCCUGCCACAGGACCUGCUUCCACGGUGGUGGACCUGGGAACACGAAUUUUUCUCUGCAUCUCCUGUUAAGUGUGCCCACGGCAGCAGCCUGGUGGCCCUGGGGGUCUUGUGGAGCACCUGGCAGCAGCUGCUGGCCAGUCACUCUCCAGGGCAGGCUGUGAGGCGUUGUCAAGCCACAUGGAUUCAGACAGUUGUCACAUGCACAGGACACAAAAGCAAGGAGCAGUAAGCGAGGUGUCCUCGUCCUGCAGGAUGACACGAGCUGGGGUCCAGAGCAGGUGGUUCUGCUAGGAGAAGCCAACCCUUGACUGUGGCCGAGCAGCAGCUCGGACCUGGCUGGAGCUGCAGACCGUGGUGCAGAGGCAGGUGAGGCUGCAGAGGCCUGCUGUCCACAGAGGCGGAGGAGCAGCUGGGAGACCUCCUGGCACGAGGCGUGCAGGCUGUCCAUAGGAGACUUGGUGUCCUUCCAGGACAAGAGAGGCUGGCCACGCUCCACCAACUACGCUGCCAUCAUGUAGACAUGCCAGAUUGGUGGGCAUUAAGGUUAAGAAGGCCCCUGAAGUGUGUCUCUUCAUUUAUGAAAUGGAGUCAUCAAAAACUCCUAGUACCAGUGUUUUCUUUCUUAUUUAUUUAUUUAUUCAUUCAUUCAUUCACUUAUUUAUUUAUUUAUUUUGGCACUGGGGAUUGACCCAGGGCUGCUUAACUGUGGAGCCCCGUCCCCAGCCCAUUUGUAUUUUUAUUUAAAGAUAAGGUCUCACUAUGUUCAGGGGCUUGAUAAAUUGCUGAGGCUGGCUUUGAAAUCAUAAUCCUGCCUCAGCCUCCUGAGCUCUUUUUUUUUUAUUUGUCAAUGGUUCUCUUAUUGUUUGUUUGUUUGUUUGUUUAUAUGUAAUGCUGGGGAUCGAACCCAGGGUGUCACACAUGCCAGGCAAGUGCUCUACCACUGAGCCACAGCUCCAGCCCCAUUAUUCGCAUUUCUAACCCGUUCGUCCAUUGAUGGGCAUGUGGGCUGUUCCACCUUUUGGCCAUUGUGAAUGACGCUGCUGUGGACGUUCAUGUUGAGAUUUUGUGUGAACAUGUUGGAUCAUGGGGUAGUUCUGGUUAAUAUUUUGAGGCACUGCCAAACUGUUUCCAGAGCAACUGACUGUGCGGUUUUGUCAGCAUGCGGUUUUAAGUAAUAAAACCAUUCUUAACCGA